Messenger RNA from Thrips palmi, 5786 nucleotides. It is a transcript of the gene RhoGEF3, whose product is annotated as rho guanine nucleotide exchange factor 9. The record is from RefSeq and is a predicted model, not a curated record. The coding region runs from base 444 to 2951 and encodes 835 amino acids. Gene Ontology annotation, molecular function: protein binding; guanyl-nucleotide exchange factor activity. NCBI's taxonomy places the organism in Eukaryota, Metazoa, Arthropoda, Insecta, Thysanoptera, Thripidae. Gene Ontology annotation, cellular component: cytoplasm. The transcript has 18 exons. Gene Ontology annotation, biological process: intracellular signal transduction.
CGCCACGGCGCCCCGCACCCCGCGGCAGCAGCAACAACAACAACACAUCCCCUACUCGUACAGUGCUCAUCUGCCUCGUCGCUCCGAAGGCAACCUUCUGGACGCCCAAGCUCAAGGAACCUGGAGCCCGGAUCUGUCUCGAGCACGAACGGCCCCUGCAACGCCGAUCCACGACAUCGGCACGCCGCGCGUGCAGCACCACUCGUACGGCGGCUUCCAUUAUGACCCCGAGUACGCCUACCACGGCAACCUGUCCCUCAGCACGGGUUUUUUAGACGCGCCGGAGAACCCCUUGCGCGAGCCGCGGCGCUUCAGCAAGGAUGUGACGCAGCUGUUCCGGCCGGCGCGGGCCGAGGCAGUGGAGAACAACACAUGGCAAUUUUGACGUCGGUGGUUGGAGGAGGGCGGUGCAGUAGGCCGGGGCCAGGGCCUACUCGAGGACGAUGAGGACCGCACCGACCCGAUGCAGCGCCUUGCACAAAGUACGGUUCACUUGGUGUGGCACGAUGGCAGGCAACGGGUCCUCGAGCGAGUCCAUCCUGAGUAAGGUGAAGAAGAGCCUGUCCAUGGUCGUGCGGAAGGACAGCAUCCACAAGGGACCCAAGUGCAAGGAGAAGGACUGCCCGUGCCAGAAGGACAACCAGAAGGGUUGCCAGCAGCGCUACGCGCAGAAGCUGGCCACGGAGGGCCCCGCCCCGAACCAGCCCGCACCGCCGCCACCGCCGCUGCCGCCAACGCCCACCCCGGCCAGGAGGGAGUCGUCGGCGUCCUCCUGCUGCUCGGAGACGUGCUGCGUGGACAGCUCCUGCAAAAUCUGCAAGGAGGCCAUCGAAGGCACCACUCGACUCGGCAACAACGUGCAGUGGGCCGACACCGCCAAGGAGCGGCCGCCCGCCGCACCAACGGCAGACAAAAUCGAAAAACUGGAACCGGGUUCGAUGCGCACGCUCAAGCCGCGCAAGGACAAGAAGUCCAAAGCGGACAAGGCCAAGAGCGACAAGGCCAAGCUCGACAAGGCGAAGGCGCGCGUCGAGAAGGCCGAGAAGGCCGAGAAAGCCGCCAAGGAGGCCGAAGCCAAAGCGCAGGCGGAGGCCAACGCCAGGGAAGCCGCCCGGGUCUUCUUGGGAGCUCGCAAGGAGGUGGUGAUUCGUCGGGCGAGUUCCGAACCCCGCGUGAACGACGCCUCGCAGUACAUGUACAAGGAGAGCACUCACCCCAGCAGCGUGACGCAGAGCGAGGACGAGGUGGAGCCGCCGCGGAACAUCGAGUUCUACCGCAACCGCUCGGACAGCGACACGGACGAGGAGGCCAAGAAGAAGAAGCACGUCAAGAUCCAGCAGCCCGCGCAGCAGGCCGCCCCGCCGGCCAAGCCCAAGCAGAAGACCCACCAGAAGAAGCUCAAGGCCGUCAACUCGGACGAGAUGGACAUCACGACGCCCGCGCUGAGCGGCGAGGACCUCCGCCACUGGGUGGACCGCAACCUGGCGCGCGGCCGCCAGAUCGUGUCCGAGGCCGUGUGGGACAACCCCGGCCUGGAGCCCGAGGGGCUGCAGUUCAAGGCCGGCGACACCAUCGUCAUCACCAACACCGAGGAGCACAACUGGUGGUGGGGCAUCCGCAACCAGGGCCGCGGCGACGAGGAGCUGGGCCGCUUCCCCAUGGCCGCCGUGCGGGUCCGCAUCGGCCAGGACCACUACCUGCUCCCCGAGCAGGAGGCGGACGAGAGCCACCAGGCGCACAUGCGCUGCUGCGUGGUGGAGGAGAUCAUCAACUCGGAGCGCGAGUUCGUCAAGACGCUGCGCGACCUCUACGAGGGCUUCAUGAAGCCCGCCGAGGCCAACGGGCUCUUCAACCAGGUGCACGUCCGCGCCGUGUUCGGCAACCUGGAGGACAUCCUCAACUUCCAGACCGUCUUCCUCAAGGACCUGGAGGCCAUCAUGGACUGGACGGCCCUGGAGAACGGGCUCGUCGGCGAGGUGUUCAUGCGACACGUGGAGGGCUUCCGCAUCUACGUGGAGUACUGCAACGGACACACGCAGGCCAACGUGAUGCUGCAGGACCUGCUGUCCCACGACGUGUACGCCAAGUUCUUCGAGGAGUGCCGCGUGCGUCGCGGCAUGCAGCCCAUCUCGCUGGACGGCUACCUGCUCACGCCCGUGCAGCGCAUCUGCAAGUACCCGCUGCAGCUCAACGAGCUCUACAAGUACACCAACCUGAGGCACCCCGACUACAGCAGCCUACGCGAUGCGGUCAUCUCCAUGAGGGGCAUGGCCACCCACGUCAACGAGUGCAAGCGCAGGACCGAGGGGCUGGUCAAGAUGUCCAUGUUCCAGGCGGGCGUUCUGGACUGGGAGGGUCGAGACCUGAUAGACGACAGCUCCCUGUUGAUAUAUCAAGGCUCGGUGGUGCAAGUCGUCCCGGGACACUUCCUUCAUAGGCGGCUCUACAUGUUCGACAACCAGAUCAUCAUUUGCAAGAGGAAGAGAACGUUCUUCGAGCAAGUGCCGAAGCGCGGGCUGGUGAUGACGCGCUGCGUGCUGCAGUACCGCGGCCGCCUCAUCCUGCAGAUGUGCGAAGUGGAGGACGUCUCCGGGGCCACCUUCUUCGGGCGCGUCGUCAAGUUCGGGCUGCGCGUCGGAUGCGGCGUGCGCAACCGCUCCAUCAUCUUCCAGUUCCCCAACAAGACCGUCAAGGACCGCUGGCUGGAGGCCUUCAAGGACGAGCGGCGGCUGGUGCACCGCGACCGGCGCAUGGGGGUGGUCGUCAGCGCCGCCGACAGGAACCGCGCGCGCCUCGCCGCGCUGCGCGUCGACCGCCAGGACAUGAAGAUGGAGAAACACUUGCUGACCAAGGUGCAGAAGGAGGGCAAGAAGGCGCCCAAGGAGAGGGUGCGCAGUCGGUCGCAGGGUCGCACCCACGCGGACGACAAGAAGUGGUACAAGAAGUUCUGAUACGAGUACAGCCAGCGGAUAGGCGAAGAGGUGUCCGUAUGAUGAUGAUGACGAUGAUGACGAUGAUGACGAUGAUGACGAUUUCGCGCGGUGUUGUUCAUACUGCCAAACUGACAUUACUUCUGUAAGUAACUCCGAACCAAGGACGUUCGUGUCGGAUUCUUUCCUCCUGACCAAGUCGAAUAAUGCCAAGCCAAACCUAAAUAGCGUAGCCUACGCAUCGGCGGGCACGUAGGUGCGACAAAGGCAAACCUACCGACCCGUUCGGAACGCUUGUAUCCCACCUGAAAUUGGUGGGAGGAGUUGCCGUAUACCAUGUCUCACUUGUAGAUAUUGAGAGGGACGUAUUCUUGUGAUUAUUAUUAUUAUUAUUAUUAUUAUUAUUAUUAUUAUUAUUAUUAUUAUUAUUAUUAUUAUUAUUAUUAUUAUUAUUAUUAUUAUUAUUAUUGGUGAUGUUGUGAUUCGAGUUGUUGUUGUUGUUGAUAAGAGUGUUGCAUUGGAUAGUCUUUGCACGUGAGAAGUCCCAGUCGUUUUCGUUUGUUGCGGGUUCGCGACUGUCCCCAACCCUUCCCCUGUGUUUAGCCCUCGUCAAGCUCACCUCACAGAAUUGUACAUAUGCACUAGGUUUAGGGACGUCUCUUUCCUUGAUUUCGUCUUUUUUCCUCUCCGGCCUCGGCCAAGGUUCGGUUGCUGCGGCUCCGCCUGGCUCGGGGCCACGUUCUCGUUGCCUUGUUUGCAGUCCAAUGUUGCGUACUCAUUUGAUGGCAACUAGUGAGGGCUAGGCGUCACUGGCGACGGGGGCAGUGGAUUCGUGGCGCUGCAAGUGGCGCUGUGAACCAAGCAAGCUCGACCCACUCGCCUACCUGCGAGAUUGUAGUACAGUGUACGAUAUCCGUGUAAAGUGUCUUUCCGUCUUUCUGUGUCUAUCUGUCUCCCUUGUCUUUCUCUGUCUCUAUUAUAAGGUAUAUUAUUCCCUACUAACGUAGCUGUAGUCAUGUCAAGAUAAUUUACUAGAGAUGGAAAAAUAUGUGGUAACAUUGUUAAGUUUAGGUUUCCGUUGUGAUUCUAAGAAACCAUAUUUUGCGUCGUACGAAGUAUUACUAACAUUUUUACUAACACUUGCGUGUUAAUUGGUAACAUAAGGAAAGUGGGAACUGGAAAACUACUGAGAAAAUCAAACUAGGGAAAGUAGAUAAGGAUUUUAGGGCGUUUAAUUCGCAUGCAAACUUCGCGCUUGUAAAUUCCUUCGCCUAUGGACGGAAGCCAACUUAUUUUUGUUACUGUAUUGCUCAAAUUUUCGGUCUCAUUUGAAACACUGUCUUGUCCAAUCGUCUUUUCGUCCCUUCAAAAUUGAGUGUCGAAGGGAAACGGCAUAUACAGCUUCACAGGUGUGUUAUAUGAUUUGGGAAUGUUUUGUAUAGUGUAAAUAUGUCUUGAGAACUGAACUGGUUGCAGUGAUAUUCGUAGUUUUUCGAGGGUUGUUGUGUGCGUUUUUGUAAGGAAAAGAAUGAGUUAUGUCAAACUUAAGUGCUAGAAAUUUUCGAUAGAAAAGGAACACACUUGGAUACAGCAGACUCCCUUCACAUUCAAAACUGUUAAACGAACAAGGAAACGCUCAAUGUCCUUGUUCUCUUGUCGUGGAGUAUACGUAUGUAUUUAUGUAAGAUGCGUUCAAAAGCUGCCUUUCUACCCCCUCCGACUUGAUGUCCAUAUACUUUGGUUUUUCGAUGUUGCUCCUCCAGGAUCAUUUUACCCUAGAUUAUGAUGAUUAACCCCGAGGGAAAGUAUAUUGCCACUUCUCUAUCCAUAGUUGUAUCGACUUAGCAAAUUGUACGUUUAGCAAGGCGUCUCUGUGUUUGACGGUGGCCGAAGUUAGGCCAAUGUUGUAGAUGUUUAUGCAGGCAUGCCAACCGGACGCACCCAAUUCUCCUCGAUUUAGACGUCUAGGUGGGGCUGUAUUCCUUUCAGUCGUUUCUCUCAAAUGGCCUACGUAAAAUGCGUCCGUAUUUUUAACGCUCGAAUGCCCAGUCUGGACGACUCGAGGGUCUCCCGAAAGCAGACCCCUCCUCUGGUGGGGAUCGAACCCGAUCCAUCUGCCAUGCUGGUCCUACCAGCUAGUCGACUGAGCCACGGUGCGCACUUCCACGGCGAGGUGCUCGGUGAACACGGACAAACGACUGCGCAAAACAUGAAACAUUAACUGUGAUAACUUUUAAGUGUAUUCUUCUUAGUGAUGUAAUAACCGAUAAAGUGAAACUAAUGCUCACUAUUCAUUACUGUAGUUCGAAGUGCGAGUUCGCGUGAUACCAAAAAUUAGGAUCUUAAAUUGGGCACUUUGUGACGAAUGCGUGUUGCACAGUGCAAUGGCUUAGGAAUGCUGAUAAAAACUGUCCAAAAACUAACUGUGUUUUUACGCGAGGACAGAGCGAAACAGACAGGUGCAAAGUAGACCUAUCCACAAAAGAAAUGACCGUGUCGGCAAAGAAACCUCCCAUUCAUUCAUUCAUUCAUUCAUUGGUAUGGUAGUCUCAAUGUCAUACCUUGAGGUAAAAACUGUUUCCGUCAUCAUAGUCAAUGUCAAUUCCUCGAAGGUCAGGUCUCUUCUCAAUUGUGUUUGGGUCGCUUUGAAUCUCCCGUCAAUCCGUUUGAAGGCACUAAUAAACAAACCACCCCUAUAUACUUCCCCUUAUAUAAUAGGUGUUAUUCUAGUCAACCUUCUAGAUAUUCUGGUUAUGAAAGUCAUGUAUCUUUGAUUCUGUAGUCAUACUUGAUGUAUAGAAACGAGGUGUGCAAAAUUAAAAGUGACCUCGUUUUGGAACGGGUGUUGAAGAACAA